AUGUCGAAUUUUAACGUCACUCCGCCGCAACCCCGGCCAGCAAGAUCAAGACCACCAUUGGGUUCCCCGGCUUCAGCUGCGCCGCUCAAUCGCGCCACCUCAUCGACAGCACGCCCAUAUCACGAUGCCAUUGUGUCUGAACUUUGCACACUUGACACUUUUCAAAAUGACUUCAACACGAACGACUUUAUUGCUCAGCUCACCUCAAAGCUUGUUCAGCGCUCCAAGGCAGAUCCGGGCCCUUUCAACCCGAGACCCUUUAUUCGAACUUUCGAGGCGGCCAUGGAUCAGCUUGCACAGAUUCGCGCGCAAGUUGAUGCCCAAUCUCAGCAGCUUUCGUCGGCAGUGCAUGUGGCCGAGUCAGCAUAUACAAAAAAGCUGGACGAGCUCUCGAAGAAUUUUGUAGCCGUGGGCAAUUCUUUCAACAGCCUCGAAGACCGUAUCUCUGAAGUCGGUAGGACUGCGAUUCGCAUCGGCGAACAGCUCGAGACGAUCGACAAGCAACGGAAUCGAGCUAGCGAAGCACACGACCUCAUCGAAUUCUACUACAUGUUUGCCCGAGGAGACACCACGAAACUCGAGCAUCUGCGCAAGGAAGGGGGUCGCGAGGGUCGAAUCAAGACGGCAGUCAUUGCACGCCGCCUGGCUGCCAUCAGUCGCGAGGUGGAUGUGGCAGGAGCAGAACAGACCCGCGACUCGAUUGAUCGCUACUGUGAACGGUUCGAGCGCGACAUGCUUAAGCUUUUUGACAAAUUUUACCGCAGGUCAGAUCCAAAGAUGAUGUCACACAUUGCAAAAGUGCUGCAAGGAUUCAAUGGUGGUGCGAGCUGCGUUCAGAUCUACGUCAAUCAGCACGACUUUUUUAUCUCUAAGGAUCGCGUUGGUGAGGCCAAUGGCAUCGAGCUCAGUCAAAUAUGGACUCACAUGGCCGACCCUGAUCAUGCACCACCAAAGUCUGAGCCGUCUCUUACGGCACUCUUCAACGAAAUCCGGCAGACGGUUGAGAUCGAAGCGCAAAUCAUCUCGGCAGUCUUUCCCAAUCCGUUGGUGGUUAUGCAGACCUUUUUACAGCGUGUGUUCGCGCAGUCAGUCCAGGGAUUUGUCGAGGUUAUCAUGGACAAAGCCGCCGACAUCAAUGCACCUAGCUUUGUCGGCGCAGGCGGCAACAUUGACACGAAAACAGCAGCACUCGAGCUUAAUCCUCCUUCCAACUCGCAGCCUACAACCUCGCAUCUCGCGUUUCUCCGGGCGCUCCAUAUGGCUCGAUCCAGUGCACUCAGUCUUGUCAAUGAUCUCAAGUUGUAUGAUUACCGGGGCGCUGGCAUCAUCGGGCCAGCGUAUGCAUCAGCCCACACUGCAAACGGAGACGGCGUGGUCUCAGACUCGAUCAGACUUCUUGGCAACGAUUUUGCCGCUGGCGCUAGUCAGCUAGCCGGCGCAUCUGCGAGCCCUUUGGCGACCAUGUUAGACCAGUCGGUAGAAGAGCUCUUUGUGCCAUACAUGGAAGGCAUCCGCUACAUCGACCGAGAGUCGCGCAGCUUGGCGGAUCUAUACGCAGGCCUGCUUUUCAAGUUCAUCAGCUUCCAUCGCACAUCAGCUGCUGCCAAAAGAGACAAGGCGUCUGGAAAUACCAUCUUCAACCGCAUGCGUAACCAGAUCACAGCCACUUCCGACGCCUCGUCCUCGACCUCAAGUCUCGGCGGAAGCUCGAACACCGCGCAGACGAGCACAGCCGCUAGCUCUACCGUGUCGACAUCCAAGACAUCGUUCUUCAAGCUCUCGAACCUAGCGGAUCGCGUUCGUGGUACUCACAACACCGCUGCUACUAGCAGCACUCUAUCCGUUACCGCAGGCAGCACAGCGACUGCAUCAGCAGAGUCCAGUGUCGAUGGUCAACAUGUUGCAGGCGGCGCGCACGUCGAGGAUGAGCUUGACGACACUGACGGCGACCUGUCGCUCGACAUUGCUGAAAAAAUGUUGCGGUGGCAUGCCGAGUCCAUCGGCCGCUGUGUUGACCUCAGCUCGCCAUCUGAAGUGCCCAAAGCGACGUUUGCGCUGCUACGAGUGCUUACCUCGGCAUACAUCAAAACGUAUGUUGAGACCGCUCUGGACUCGGCUUUGGCCGCAGUCACUGCACAAGAUAUUCGUGGAGCAGUCAUGCCGGAUCCAUCGGCUGCCAUGUCGGUGGUGCGUUCUGUCGAGCUUCUUAUCUCUCUUUGGCAGCACUACGUCAAUACUGCGUUGCUGCCACUUGCAAGUACCAGUGUCACUUCACGCCGAGAGAUGAUGAUCUUCAAUAAUCACAAUCUGCUUCGUGUCGAAGGAAAAUGCGAUGCGUUGAUGCAAAAGAUCGCCGAUAAUGUGGUUGGGUUCCUCUCGAACCGACUCAGUACGCAAAGGAAGAACGACUUUACGCCUAAGAACGACGAUCUCGCUUUUGCGCGACAGAACACCGAGCCUUGUGUUGCUUGCUCCGAGGCGCUGGAAAAGGUGCAGCAAGCGGCGAGGGUCCAUCUGAGCCUGUCGUCGAGUCGAAUGGUUUCGUCUACCAGUGGCAGCAUCAACGUUCGUGGAUCUCCAGGGCCUGUACAGCGUCCUGGAUCGAGUCGUGCUAUCCGCGGAGCAGCGUCGAUAGAUACCGAUGAAGCUGUUGCACGCGUGAGCUGGAACGCAAACAAUCCGAGAGCCGAUGCGGAUGCAGCUGACGACGAUGACGAUGACCAACAUGGUCGUAGCCACCUUUCUCGCAACGCAGAAUCGUUCCUCACGGAAAUCGGUGUAGCUUUUCACGGUCUCCUGCUCGAGCACCUGCGCAAGUACACAGUUAGCGCUACAGGCGGCAUCAUGCUGACCAAAGAUCUGGCAGUGUAUCAAGACGCGAUUGGAACGUUUGGCAUCCCGGUCCUGUCGGAUCGAUUCGAAAUGCUUCGACAGCUCGGCAACCUGUUUAUCGUCCAAGCCUCGGUUCUCAAGUCAUACAUGCGAGAGGGACAUCUCGCCAAGAUCGACGAGAGACUCCUGCGUCCGUAUCUGCUGAGAAGAGCAGACUACGCGAAAGAGGUGAGAGACUUGGAUGAUGGGCCUGCACCGACAACGCCAACUGCUGCGACGGCGGGAGCGGCCAAUCCGUUUGGUGUGGGCAAGGACGUUUUCGCAACAGCGCCAGGAGGUCAUGAUUUGUUCGGCCACUUGCCGGGCUUGAUUGGUAGAACAAGUGCUGCGGGAGGUGUUGGUACGGCAUCAGCAUCUGCGUCAUCAGUGGGUAAGACAACGGAGGAAGUACGAUUGCAAAGGCUGGGAGAGGUUUUGGCUCAUUUGGAGAGCUUCAAGCUUGACGCCGUGGUCAAACGUGGCAAGGAGGAGCAACACACCAGUGCAUCGUCAGCUGCCGCUCGCAAAUAG
Molecule: messenger RNA, 3402 nt
Organism: Mycosarcoma maydis (corn smut)
Lineage: Eukaryota; Fungi; Basidiomycota; Ustilaginomycetes; Ustilaginales
Product: exocyst subunit SEC10
Exons: 1
Coding region: 1-3402 (1133 amino acids)
Biological process (GO): exocytosis; Golgi to plasma membrane transport
Cellular component (GO): cytoplasm; exocyst
Source: RefSeq, a predicted model, not a curated record